Molecule: messenger RNA, 4165 nt
Organism: Polistes dominula (European paper wasp)
Lineage: Eukaryota; Metazoa; Arthropoda; Insecta; Hymenoptera; Vespidae
Gene: THADA
Product: Thyroid adenoma-associated protein homolog
Biological process (GO): tRNA methylation
Cellular component (GO): cytosol
Source: RefSeq, a predicted model, not a curated record
CGCUAGUGUGUCAUUAAGAAAUUUCCGAUAAUUAUUAAGUUCCAAAAUAAACACGCGAUUCGGUAUACAUGCUGUCUAACCACGAAUUAUUAUAUUGGAUUUGUAAUCAAAUGAAACGUAAAAAAUGACUGAACAGGAUUUAAAUAAAAUACUUAACGAUUUGCGUGUAUCGAAGAGAAGUGGUGAAUUGGAUAACCAUGAAAAGUUUAUUAAUCAACGUGAUAAGUGGAGGAAUACGAUAGAUUACAAUGUGUUGGAAACAUGUGUUAAACAUUGCAACGAAGAUGUUAGGCUGGAUGCCUUAGCCCUUCUCGUUGAAUCCAAGAAGAGUACCUUAAAAUUUACAAAUGCCGAAUUGGAUAUUAUAUUUUUGUUUUUAAUGUAUAAUCUUGGUGAAAAGUUUAUAUAUGUACCUUAUAUUAAAAAGGCUUUAAAAAGAAUAAAGGAUAGUUUAAAUGUUAUGAAGAGAACGAUAUCGCAAGAAUUUAAAUUGAAACUUUUGAAUCCUUCUGUAACGAUAGAUAAUUCUGAAGCUUCGUCUAAGGCUGCUCAUGAAAUAGCAAUGUAUAAUGGAUUCUUUUUAAAUUUACGAGAUUUAUGCGUCAACAAUCUUUAUCCCGAUGCUACGUAUUCCCGUAGAAAAAAUUGUUUGCAAAUACUUUGCAUAAUGUUAGAAUUUUUAGAUCAAGAAUUUCGCGAUAUUACAUGGAAUUCGAAACAAGCGGAAAAAAUCUUUAUGUGUUUGUUAUUAGACACGUAUGAAACUAACAAAGAAAUGGCCUUUAGAAUAUUGAAAUCUAUCGGUCCAAUAACCUUGGGUUUGGAUGUAGAAAAUCGUAUUUGUGAAAUAAUCAAUGUUGCUACUGAUUUGGGUAAUAGCAUUAGACCAAUAGAUAGUAUAACUGCAGCAUAUAUGUUUAAAGUAUGUAUGUUGUCGCCUUUGUUACAACAAGUGCUUAGCAAACAUUAUAAUAUAAAUGAUUUUCCUGAUGAAAUCGCAGAAUCUCAUAUUUUGCAAUUAAUAUUAUUUCUAAUUAGAAAAUUAGAGGUGUCUUUGAUGGCAGCUAAGGAAAAUAUAGUAAUGGCAGUUACUAAAUAUUCUCUUUAUGGAUAUCUCUUUUGUUUGAGAAGUUUAUUAUCCGAUUGUAAUUUGAGUAUUGUAGGUGGAGAAAAAUUAUGGCAAGAAACCAUUUCUAAGCUUAUAUCAAUGUGCUUUGAAUUGAACAAAGCUGUUUCAAUAAUAGUGAACAGUUCAUCUCCCGAAGGACACUUGCCAAUGGAUUUAAAUCCAAAUAAUAUAAAUGGUUUAUUUUUUAAUCCAGAUAAAGAGAUAGUAACACCACAAAUGAUACUACUUUGUUCGUGGCGUACGGUAAAAGAGAUCAGCUUAUUGUUCGGUCAUUUGGCAAUUAAAUCAACUAUAUCCAAUCAUAAUUUGCCAGGAGAAUUGUUGACCGAAAAUCAAAUUAUCCAAAUAGGAGAACAUCUAGUCACUCUUCUUAGCGAAACUAAACACCGUGGUGCGUUUGAACAAGCAUACGUCGGUUUUAAUCAAUUAUGCACUCGUCUUUGGCGUAUGGAAAAUACUAAUUUAAAUCAAGUACCUAAACAUUGGUUACAUCAAAUUUUAUUAGCAAUAACUGGAUUGUUACCUGGUAAUUUUAAAAUAUGUGCGACUAGGAGAAGCGCAGGUGUACCUUUUAUGGUGCAAGCACUCGUUUCUUCUGAACCUCUGAUUCAAUAUAAUGCAAAUAAUUCGGCAUUGCAUUCCGUAAUGAAAAUAUUGUUAGGAUUCACCGAACUGGAAGAUAAUGUAAAUAUUUGGACAGAUAUAAAACGUGUUGUUUAUGACAAAACUAUUUUUUCGGAAUUCGAAAAUCUUAUCGACUUAUCGAGAACGGAUAUAAACGAAAGUUUAGCCGAAGAUAAUAAAAUACAAGUUACCGAAAUUAAAACCCACGCUUUAAAUAUAUUGAGAGCAUUAUUCAGACAUUCUCCAUUGGGUGAUUUGGUUAAAACAUUUAUCGCCGAUGGUCUAAUAGCGGCGUUUAAAAAUUACGAUGGCAAAUCUUGGGCGGAACGAAAUGCAGCAACUCUUUUGUUCAGUGCACUGAUCAUUAGAAUUUUCGGUGUGCAAAGAACGAAAGAUCAUAUCAAUUUAACCACUGAUAAUAAAAUGACGUGUAAAAUAUUUUUCGAAAGAUAUCCCAGUCUCCUACCAUUCAUGUUGGACGAAUUACAAACUUUCGUAUCUAUCAACGAGAGUUUAAUUAAACCAAACAUACAAUCGAUUCUAUUAUUAUUGUCACGAUUGUAUCUCAGUUAUAAUCAAGAUGAAGGAGAUUUUAAUUGGAAGAUUGACGAAUUCAUUCAUUUAGUUUCUCAAUGUGCGAAGUCACCUGUCUGCAAAACUCGCGAAUUAGCAGCCAGAGCCCUCGUACCACUGAUGACAGAAACAUAUGCUACUGAUAUUAUUAGAAAAUUGUUUGAAAUAGUAGCUUCUGGACAAGUUAAUCAUUUAUCAUUAAAUGCUAUGCAUGGACACAUGUUACAGAUCCUAGAAAUGAUAAAAAGGAUAAAAACUAUAAAAGAAAAGUUAACACCUUUGGAGCUUAGUUCAUUUUUCGAAGGUACAAUAUGGAUUUUAAGGAACUUAGAAAUAAACAGCAACGGCCCUGUUUGCUUUCCAUUAGCAACCGCUUAUUUAGAUACGCUUCAUGAAUUACUCAAAGCGGAUUAUAAGAUGAUUAUAGAUUCAAUUUUAUUGAAUAUAUCCAGUACAUUAAAACGACACGUUUUAGAACACAAUAUCCUAAAGCAAGCACCUAGUCAAGAAAUCUAUAAAGUUUCAGCUGUUAAGUUAAUUGUUUUUAUAGGACAACAUUACAUGCUUAAUAUUACAGCUAGAAUACAUCUACAUAUAUUAAGCGUACCUGAACCCGAAUUGCAAACAAUUGCUUGGACUACGAUAAUCGAAGUUAUAAAUGGUGCUACUUGCCCACAUGAAAAAAGAUUAUUAAAUGAUCGUGCAAUCGACGUAGCUUGUAAUUCUUUGGCCUAUCUACCUAAAUAUAAUCCUGAAUUGCAGGAUGCAAUUUUUGAUUUUCUUUAUGCGAGCCUAAUGUUUAUGGAUAAAUCAUCGACCACGGAGGAUCUUUACGACAAACAAGAAAUUUGUAAUCUAGUCUUGAACAAAAUGAGAAUUGAUACUAAAAAAAGUACUUAUUGCGAAAGGAGCAGUUAUUUGAGAUUACUUGGCAAAUCUUAUUGCACGUUGCAUUGUGAGUUAAAGGACGAUACAAUUUCGAUAAAAUGUACAGAAGAUGUGUAUAGUUAUUUCUGUCAGAAUUUGUGGAUCAGUAGUUUAGAAGUUGAUUUUCGAAGAUCCGUUUUUGAAAUAAUGUAUGAACUUUAUUAUACAAAUACGGACGCUUGUCGACAAUAUUUGCCGUUGUUGCAAUGGUGGACAACGGUGCUGCAAUUACUAGUUGAUGAUAACGUUGAAGUAAGAAGAGAUGCAUCUCGGCUAGUUUGUAAAAUAGAAUCUAAUGGUUCAUUGGAGUGUGUUACUUCGAUGAUUCAAAUAUUUUUCGAACAAUUCUGUGACAUCGUUGGUACUAAUUAUCCAAGCGUUGCAGCGGUUGCAUUAUUUUGUUGGGGCAUUUCGUUGUGUGGAGAGAUGAAUUAUGAAAUGGACGAGACCGAUGUAUUCAACAAGUGUAAAAAUUACGACUGCUACGAGCCAGUGCAAUUGUCAAAUACGUGCGUGGAAUACAUAAAAACGAUAACCAAACGCAUUUCCCUCGACAGUCCAUUACCGAUAGAUGCGUUGCGUUGGUUGACCUCUCACCUAAACUUGGAUCUAACGAAAGCAACGAGUUUUCGAAAACUCAUAUCUUCCUAUGGGGAUUGUGUUCCUACUAUAGAAAAAAAACUACAGGAUAUCUUGGAUCCAACGUAUAAGGAUAAAUUACUUCAAAUUUUAGCAUACGAAAAAUACGCUUCUUUACAUUCCCAAGAAUGUUAGUUGAUUAUAGAAAAAAAAUCUAAUGUGGCAUAUAUUAUAUAUAUAUGUAUGUAUAUAUAUAAGUAAAAAGUGCAUUAGAUAUGCUAUUACGAUAGUUGCCGGAUAUAAAUGAUGAAUAAAGGAUAAUUUUCCAAAGAA